Messenger RNA from Zea mays, 1991 nucleotides. RefSeq names its product CMP-KDO synthetase 1. Gene Ontology annotation, molecular function: 3-deoxy-manno-octulosonate cytidylyltransferase activity. The record is from RefSeq and is a predicted model, not a curated record. NCBI's taxonomy places the organism in Eukaryota, Viridiplantae, Streptophyta, Magnoliopsida, Poales, Poaceae. The transcript is spliced from 9 exons. Gene Ontology annotation, cellular component: cytosol. Bases 630 to 1472 code for a protein of 280 amino acids.
CUCGGCUCGAAGCUCUGAGCUGCGGAUAGGCACGGGGGUGAAGCGAAUCUGGAGGUGAGCUGUCACGCUGACUUGGAUUCGGGGGUUGGCUGCCGGCUGGUGACGUCCCCUCCCUGCCCUGCCACACAAAAACCUGGUGGUCUGUGCUGCGCGGCGCGGGGGCGUGGGAUGUGGCUGGCGACGUCCCGGUGAUCCCUUUCGCCGGGCCGGCGUUGCGGGGCGGGGCGGGCCACAGUGCCGCAUGCUGCCACCGCCCACCGGGAGCAGGCGAAUCCAUGCACGAAAUUUGGGUUCUGACCCGAUCUUUGUGCUCUCAACAAUUACAACUUGGCCACCAGACCAGCCCACCAUGGCUUACGACUUGUUAACUUUGUGGUGGGUACUGGGUAGUCCAGUCAGCGAAGUUGGCCGACGGUGUACGAUGGAUGGCCAACAUGGGCUACGCCGAUUGAGGCCCAUCAACACGGGAGUGGGCUACGGCCUGUUUGACGUCGCACCACGGUCCACGACAACCUCGUCGUAUUCCGAUUCGGUCGGCGCGACUCCUCAACUGAAACUGUGUCAUUGUCUGUCAGUGCUCGCCGCGCGGAUCUAGGGGGAGGGGGGCCGUGCCCGGCGCGGACGCCGGGAUGCCGAUCUGCGCGCCGUCGUCCGACUCCUCGGCCUCGGCCUCGUCGGGCUUGGGCGCCCGCGUCUGGGUGCUCCACGGGCUAGCGCUCGGCGCGGCGGCCGCGGCCGCUGCCGUUGCGUACCUGUACCGGCGGCCGACCGGGUUCCGCAGCCGCGCGGUGGGGAUCAUACCCGCGCGCUUCGCCUCCACGCGCUUCGAGGGCAAGCCGCUCGUUCCCAUCCUCGGCAAGCCCAUGAUCCAGAGAACAUGGGAAAGAGUUAUGCUAGCUUCUUCGUUGGACCAUGUUGUUGUGGCAACGGAUGAUGAGAGAAUUGCAGAAUGCUGUCGAGGAUUUGGAGCUGAUGUUAUAAUGACAUCAGCAUCUUGCAAAAACGGAUCUGAACGCUGCUGUGAGGCACUAAAGAAGCUUGAUAAGCACUAUGAUAUUGUUGUCAAUAUUCAAGGAGAUGAGCCUCUCAUUGAACCAGAGAUAAUAGAUGGUGUAGUUAUGUCACUGCAGCGAGCUCCUGAUGCAGUCUUCAGCACAGCUGUUACUUCACUGAAACCAGAAGAUGCAUUCGAUACAAACAGGGUGAAGUGUGUUGUGGAUAAUCUGGGCUACGCAAUAUACUUUUCAAGAGGGCUGAUUCCAUUCAAUAAAUCAGGGAACGCCAAUCCAAAAUAUCCAUAUCUUCUUCAUCUUGGAAUCGCGGGCUUUGAUUCAAAAUUUUUGAAGAUAUAUCCAGAACUUCCACCAACACCAUUACAAAUGGAAGAGGACCUAGAGCAACUAAAAGUUCUUGAAAAUGGCUAUAGGAUGAAGCAGCAUAUCUUUUUGUAUGGUGAUCAAAGUGGACCAUGAUGCCCAUGGUGUGGAUGCACCCGAGGACGUUGAGAAAAUCGAAGCACUGAUGCGAACGAGAAACAUUCAGUAGAAAACGAAGAGAAAGCAAGUGCUUUGCAUUGCUAUCGGCGUUGGCUUGGUGGGAUACUUUUGGUUGUGCUUUCCCGUCUUCUGAAUAGCAUGAUACCAAGUGAAGUUGGUGCAUCACUUCUUGAAGUUUUGUGCUUGCUAAAACGUUCAGUGAUUGGAUAUGUCACUUGCAUUAGUCCUCAAUCAGCAGUUCAGCGCGCAGGUGGAUUGUAUCUGUACUUCAGUAGUUAGUAGCAUUACUUUCAGUCUUCUUUACAUUGAAAAACAAAUCGUUUCUGGAGAUGAAGCAAUUGGACAGUGUAAAACAAAAGGCUAAAGACCCAUCCAUGCCGCGAGGCGUGAUUGAUAUAAGGCCAGACUCAUCGGAACUUUCAUUAGACUUCCAUUUACAUGUAAUAAGUUUUCAUAUAUACAAUGUUGAUGAUGUAUACAAUUUUAAUGACGUGA